CUGUGUUUUUCGAAGUGGAGGCUGGCUUGACCGCAGUAAGUAGGAUAUCCCAUAGCCCCAUGGAACAAUGUACAGCAUCAUCUCUCACUUCUGCAAGUGGUUUGCUGCAGAACAAUAUUCGACACUGAAUGGUCUUGAAUUAAGUCAUACUUUCAACUGUUACUUUAAACUGACUUGAAUGGAGAACACAUCUGCAUGAAUACAACUGAAGGCAGAGGCAUACAAUUAUUUCUUACAUUUUUACAUGGUUGUGAAAUUGUGAAAAGACAUGCCUUUUAUUGAAUUCAUAGCCGGGAGUGUUUCCGGUGCGCUGGGACUGGCAGUCGGAUAUCCAUUAGACACCAUGAAGGUGCGCCUGCAGGCCCAGUCUGCUUAUCAAGGGAUACUUCACUGUAUGUCUAAAACAUACUCCAACGAAGGGCUCCGGGGGUUCUACAAGGGCAUGGCAUUCCCAGUGCUGACAACUGGCAUCACCAACUCUGUUGUUUUUGGCUCUUACAGUAACGCCUUGUAUUACCUCACUCAGUCUCGGCACAGGGGCCUCGAUCAGGGCAAACCGGCCUCCGCUCCGCAGGUCUUCGCUGCCGGCUGUUUCUCAGGCAUGAUGCAGGUGUGUGUUAACGCACCCAUUGACCUGGUGAAGGUGUGUCUCCAGGGUCAAACAACCGUUCAGAGAUACCGUGGGCCUGUUCAUUGUGUCACCGUCAUCCUGAGGGAGGAGGGACCCAAGGGUCUGUUCAGGGGAGGGCUGGCCAUCGCCCUGAGGGACAUACCCUCCUACGGACUCUACUUUUUACCUUACGAAGUCACCCGAAAGGCCUUGACCCAGAGCGGCGAAGAGCCAGGUACGUUCGCAACCAUGAUGGCCGGCGGCAUGGCGGGCGUGGUGACCUGGGCCUUUGCCACGCCCAUGGACGUGGUUAAAGCCCGGCUCCAGAUGUCAAGGGCCGGCGGCAGGGAGUACAGAGGGGUCCUCCACUGCAUGAGAGUGAGCUUCAGGGAGGAGGGAGCGAGGGUCUUUUUCAAAGGCCUCCUGCUGAACAGCCUGAGGGCUUUCCCCGUCAACGCCGUCAUGUUCCUCAGCUACGAGAGUCUGAUGAGCAUGUACUGUCCACCGACCACAUGACCUCACUCUUAGCCGUGAAGAGGUGCUCUCCUUGCUGUUGAAAAGAAGAAGAAAAAACAGAGCUUCCCCUGGUGUGGACAUUUUAAUACGUGUACACAAUUAGACUGUAGGUCAGAUAUUCUCAGAGUUAUGUAACAUUACCGGUUGAACCAGUCUCAGUUUUAAGAUGACGAUAUGAUAGUUAUAAUCACAAUACAAGUGUUUAUCUAAAAUCAGCAAUGAAACCCCAAAUCGCUGAAACUAAAACUAAAAAACAUUAACACAAGGUGCUAGAAAAUACUUUAUUUUAAUUUCCUGCAGUGUUCAUGAACCAUCAUUACAUCUUCACUAAUGAGUUACAUUAGCGAAUACCUUUUACACAAUUGAUUUGCAUGUUCACAAACAAACUGCUCUCUUCCACACUUCUGAACUUUUAAUGAUACAAAUACACACACACAAAAAUAAAAUAUGUAUUUUUGGACUUUUCCUCUUGAGGCAGCAUUUCAAAGAAUUAAAAUGGAAGAAAAGAUGUAAAAUAUAUAUUCGUAGUAGGGUAUCAAUCGAAGCUCAGGUUUUAUAACCCUUUUGUUUCUCCAAAUAAACAAAUUCUCAAAACAAUAACCAGGUAGAAUGAAAAUGUUAAUGUUUAAUCUAAAAAGGAAGAUGUUCAACUCAAGACAACCCAUAGGCUCAUGUUCAAAAACAGAUGCCGAAGUAUGAGCACAUAACACAACAACUGCAAAACUCUAAAAUGAUCUUCAGACAAUGAUUAACACAGAUGUGUCCCGUCAGACGCCUGAUGGAUUUAGUUAGUUACGAAAAUGUAUAUGUCUGGACUCACACACCAUGUGGUGUAGGAGACUCGCGUGAGUGAAGCGCUAUGGUCAGAAUAAAAUUCAUAUGUACAUUAGAUUAUUGACACAAUGCAAGCGUUUUUUGGCACAGUGUCAAUGAGGGAAAACAAUUGGCUUCAAAAGUAUCACAGACGUAUUCAUGAGCAGCCGAUAUGUGUUUGAAAGUAUCACCGACGACAGGGUGGCUCAGAGAUGACACUUUCAUGGUAUAGCUUUUACACUCAACCGUGUUGGGAUAAAUUAAUAGUGGUUUGAUCCAUGGGACAGGAAGCUUUUUUUGGAAUGGAAACUGGUAUAUUACAAGUUAGGGCUAUGUUUUUGCAGUUGACUCUACUUUUGGAGGAAAAACCAAAAGUACAGUAGGGCA
Messenger RNA from Cyclopterus lumpus (lumpfish), 2326 nucleotides. Its product is annotated as solute carrier family 25 member 45. The record is from RefSeq and is a predicted model, not a curated record. Gene Ontology annotation, molecular function: transmembrane transporter activity. Lineage: Eukaryota; Metazoa; Chordata; Actinopteri; Perciformes; Cyclopteridae. Gene Ontology annotation, biological process: transmembrane transport. The transcript is spliced from 7 exons. The coding region runs from base 269 to 1126 and encodes 285 amino acids. Gene Ontology annotation, cellular component: mitochondrion.